Molecule: messenger RNA, 2826 nt
Organism: Cladocopium goreaui
Lineage: Eukaryota; Dinophyceae; Suessiales; Symbiodiniaceae
Source: the annotation of a GenBank genome assembly
AUGGAUGAAGAAGAUACAGAGCCAAUGCUAAGGCUGCCUUCAGCCGGUAAUGGCAGCUGGAAACGCUGGAGCUUGGCAGUUGCAGCUGCUGCACUGGUGACGCUUUUGCUCUGUCAGAGGAGCACAUCAACAGGGCCUGCACGAAGUAAGUCUGGAAGCGAAGAUCUGCAGCUGUAUUCUGCCGGGUACAAAGAAGGUGUGAAGUAUCGCCUGUGCAACGUGGACACAAAACAAUGCCUCACGACCUCGGGCGACAGUGGGACCUUGGACUUUGCAGCCUUCAACAAGGCAGAUGCCUUCCUCAUUGGUGGCUCCAGGACAGCGAUUAUUCUAAGCGACCCUGGCGACCCUUUGAAAGCGCUUUGCCUUCAGGCAACAUCCAGUCACGUGACGCUGCAGCACUGCCAGUCCAAAGCGGUCUUUCAUGUGCUAGAUGUGCACAUGACUGGCACCAUCAGGUCAGAAUCAGGACAUUGCCUACAAGCUGUGAACGAAAACGGCUCCAUCAAGGUGCAGCCUGGUCCGUGUAUUGGUCCUGGAACCUCCUGGCUGGUGGGCGAAGUACCCCAGUUCUACCAAAGUGGAACUCGCUACAAGAUCUGCAACACCUUCCUGAAAGACGCCUGUGUCGGUCCGUGCAAAGAACAGGCAUGCGAGGGCAGCGAGCUCUUUUUGGCGAACAAGUCCAAAGCGGCUGAGUUUGUGAUCAAGAACGUCAGGGACACCAUGGAGGUCACCACCUUGGCGUUGGCCGAGAAUCCCGAGAUGUGCGUUCAAACGCAGGGCUUCGGAACCUGCAACGGGGCUUGUGCUCUUCAAUCGCAUUCAAAGAUCGUGUUUGAGAAGUGCCAGGCCACACUGCAGAAUUUCUAUUUGCCCUUUCCGCCUUUGUCCUAUGGCCGCCUGCGGUGGGCUAUGUACGAUGAUCGCUGCGUCACAGCUCUUCCACCCGACAAGGGAUCGCUUAAGAAGGCGAUCAUGGCCAAGAUGCAGUGGUUAGCUCCUCUGCUGGGAGUGGUAGCAGUCACUUUGAUUGGCUCCGGCUCCUUACAGUUCGUAAGCCCACUGCCUGGACCGCAUGCUCUGCGCACUGCAACGCCAGAGCUUGGAAGGCGCUCCGCUGCUGUGAACGACAGCUCCAGCUCCAUUCGUGGCUGCGGCUCCGCGGUGUUGUGUGCAGCAGCGUUGGUCCUUGCGGCUGGCAAGGCUCAACGAUCUGUGCGCAAAGUGGCCCCAAACCCGCAGGUCAUUCCAGUUGUUGACCUCUCCGGAAAGAAGAUCGGCGAAGAGGAGUUGCAAUUGCAAACCUUCAGAAAGACCACCGCCAAUUACGUCGUGCACCAGGCUUACAGCAUUUGGAAGUACCAGCAGUUUCCAUUCUCAGCCUAUGAGAAGCGCCGCAGCGAGACAAAGAAAGGCAAGAAGUUGUGGAAGAACAAGGGUGUUGGACGUGCUCGAAUGGGUUCCAUUUACAGCCCUCUAUUUGGCAAAUCAGCGACCAACAAGAACCGGCACGGCCUUGAUGACAAGCGAAAAAAGAAGAUCAAAAGGAAUAUGCACAUGAAGGCCAUCUCAACUGUGUUGCAAAGUAAGUGGCGUGUCAUGAAGAUCGUGGAAGGUUUGGAGGACAUCCAGGAGCCCCGCUACUACGAGCUGUGCGACAUGAUUCGUGCCUGGACUGGCGCCAAGGUUGGGGAAAGGCAGACCUUGAUGAUUUCUCGCAACGGCUACGGAGAGGAACACACCCACAAGUGCGUGCCACGAGCCUUCAGCUACAAGAGCCCAAUCUACAUGGCAGGACGUCUGAUUGACAACUUCUCCAUGAGGCGUCCCCGUGAUAUGGAUGCCGAAAGCGAUGGGUUGUACCAGGCGUUGAUUGGAAGAAAGAUCAUUGUCUCCCGGGAGGCAUUCUUCGAUCUGAAGGCCAAAUUUGAUGCCUAUGAUGGAUGGGCCUUCAAGUCUCCCACCGAGAUUCUGGUAGAUCAGAUGCAGACAUUGGUGGAGGACUAUCCUUACGACCGGGCUGCGGAGUUCGAAGCUGCCAGAGAACUUCCCAGGAAGUUGGCAGAGCGUGAGUUCUGGGCCAAGGAGAUCCGCGAGAAGCAAGCAGAAGAUGCCGUGAAGGGCGGCGUGCGCCUAGUGCGCAGCUCCUGGCUGUUGGCCGCGGCAUUGGUGCUUGGGGUUCCGUCCGGUCUCAGUGCCUUUACCUCUGCGGUGAAGCUCCGGCCAUUUUCACCACGGAGCCGGUGCAGUCUGGCGCCGCGGCGUGCGGAGGCUGAUGAUGAGGUGGUAGAUGUGGAAGUCGAGGGUGAUGACGAGGAGGAGGAGGAGGAGGAAGAAGUGGAAGCGGAGCCUGAAGUGAAAUCGGUGCUGGAUAGUGGCAGCAACAGGUACACCGUGGCUCGUUACAUGAGGGAAAAGUACAAGAUCUGGCCUAACAUGAAAUUCGUCAACACUGCGACCAACGAGACUGGCGUGUGGAAUAGCUACUUCAAGAUGCCAGAAUCGGAAGUCGAAAGGAAGCGACCUCAUUUGAUGUAUCAAUACUUCAAGCAGAUCAGGAAACUCCGAAGGAAGAUGGGCGAUUGCCGCUACCGCAACGGCCAGCUGAAGUUUAUUGUCAUGAUGCGACAUCAUCCCUUUACAAGAGAGAUAUACGGCUCAAGAUAUGCAGAUAAACCGGAAUGGGUUCAGAUUCCUGGGGAACAAAGGAUGAAAUCCCAGAAGGCACGGGCCCGAGAACUCGAACGGAAGCUGCGCAUUGAAGCGGAGGAAAUCCGCAUGGAAAAGCUGAAGGCCAUGGGCGUCUGGCUUGGGACUUGGUAG